This is a messenger RNA of Cladocopium goreaui, 10701 nucleotides long. The record is from the annotation of a GenBank genome assembly. Lineage: Eukaryota; Dinophyceae; Suessiales; Symbiodiniaceae.
AUGCACCUCCCACGUGCAAUCCGAUAUCACUUUAGCAAUGGCGGCAGGUCACCAGAUGAUCUUCAACGAGCCAAUCGAGCAGUUCGAUAUAGUUGCCCAAUGGGAUGUUUUGAUUGCCUCGCUGGGCAAAAACUGCACGUUUGGUGCCCGAUGGCACUUCUGAUUUUCGUCUCGCUGGCCUCGCCGUUUGCGGAUGCCAUAUGGCGCCAACCUGAAAAUCUGAAGUUGCCUACUCGCUCUGAUUUCGUCAAGGGCGCUGCAGCUUUGGCUGCCCCAACUCUGACCAAAGACUCCCAGACUUUCAGCUGCCUUCCCUCUGUCUCCGCAGCUGCCAUGGCAGUUGAGGAGGUUCACUUCAGACCUUUAACCUGCGCUGAACCCACUUCUCCUGAAGCGGAAAGAGGUGAAAGCACUACAUGCACGCAAGUGUCUGUGCAACGAUCUCACUCGGGCAUGUGCCAAAUGGACUCCGCCCUAGAGCCGGAGCAGGAGGAACUUUUCCUCGACGACGAUGAAAAGCAAAGUCCGAGUGCCUCUUUGACGCACUUCCUUGAUGCUACUCGCAAGUCUGCUGAGGACCUCAAACGUACUUGUGGUCGUGGUUUGGGCUAUGGCCCUUCGCCUGUGUCCUCCUCUAUCUCCCCCGUCUCCUACAGACCUGUUGGUGAUGUUCCCUUAGCUGUGCAGUCAGAGGGCUUACUGGAGGUAGAGGCUGUUGACAUGGAGGGUGAAGACCAAGCUGAGGAAGCUGAGGAGGUUGACGAAGCCGUGCUCGUGAAAGAGAGUGAUGUGGUUGAGCAAUCUGCUCCUCGUGUAUUUGAUCCUCGUUCCCGAUCAAUGCCUGUAGACUUGGGAAGGGUGCAGGAGUUUGACAAAGUCGUUGGCUUUGGCACUUUGGAGGGCCCAAAGGAGCAUGCAGGUGACAUUGUUGUGGAUGAUGCAAUGGCGAUCGAAGAGCCGGAUGAACCAGAUCUGGAUGACGAGGAGUCUGGAGCAUUGGCCAUAGCAAAUUCGCAUUUGCGGUCUAUUGAGGCCGAGCUUCGGGCUCAUCGGGAUUUGAUCUCGCAAGAGGUAGAGGCCAGACGGCGGCUAGAAGAUGCCUUGCAAGCAGAACGCCAGCGUGCGGAAACUGAAGCGCAGGGGCGCCGAAAGUUGGAGCAAGAGAUUGAAGCUGAAAAGCAACGGAUUGAAGAUGAGCGUCGUCGGAAGAUUGAGGAAGCUGAGAUGGCGGCGAGACGUGAAGAGGAGAAACGUUUGGAGGAGGAAUUGGAAGCUGCGCGAAGGCGCGCUGAAGAGGAGGCUAGGCUGGCUGCUCAAAGAUCUGAGGAGCAGCGACGACAGGCUGAGAAGCGGAAGCAGCUCCAGGAAAUGGAGCAGCAGGCCCGCGAAUCUGCUGCGGAGGCAAAAAAAGAGCGUGAAAGCCGAGAGAAGGCCAAAGCAUUUUUGGCAGCUGAAGGUUUCUUGACCAAUUUGCCCUGGACCUCAGAAGCCAAAGAUCGAAUCAGCCACCUGGCGGCCCCGUGCCAUGUACAACAGCAGAUGCCAGGGGCACAGAGGAGCAUGCUUGUUUGCAAGGUCCUCGCUCGCAUCCAGGAUCACUUGCAAAAUGCCGAGCAGGCACUCUACAGAUUGCGUGCAAAUUCUAUUGCAACGUGCUACUACAGCUCUAGGGAUGAGCGGGGCGAGGACGUUUGGCUGUCAAUACCCUCCCCCGGCUUGGUGGACCACGCCUGGUUUCAGAGCCAUCUCGAAUAUCCUGUCUUGAUGGCCUUGGGAAGCUUGGUUCUCUUGACCUUGCUACUGGGAUGUCUGGCCGUGGAGGCUGGAGAUGCCUGGCCUGAAGAUCAAGAUUCGUGGAUUCGCGUUGCUCGCGUUUGUUUCAACAGCUCACCAGAGCUUCAUCUGCUGAAGGAAAAAUAUUGCAGGCCUCCAGUGAGUCCCUCAACUGCUCGCAAUGAGUUCAACCUCGGCCGCUCGGCCAGUGAGCCUUCCUUCCAGAAGUCCAACUUCUCCAGGUCACUGCCGGAAGAGCUACCAGCUGCCUUGAAAGGUUCCUUUUUGCCCAGACAAUUGGGUCAUCCCACUGUCACUGCUCGGCGGAGUCUGGCUCAGAAGCGCAAGGCGCUCAUGAGGGAUACCCGAUUGUUUGAAGACUUCAGCUUCUACGGUGCCCAAGGCGUCUCAGGCUUCGUGUCGCAUUUGCGAAAUCGAUUUGGCUCGGUUCUUGCUGGCUGGAGAGUGCUUGACGAGGGCAAGACUGGACGCCUAUCUUUCCAUCCGUUCUUUAAGGCAGCACGAAAAAUGGGCUUUCAUGGCAACAUGAAGAGGCUUUGGGCGGAGCUUGACAAGAGCAGCAAGGGCUAUGUCACACUGGAGGACAUAGACCCUGAAGUUUGGACAAUGGUAAGCGGCUUCAAAGUGGCCUUGAUGAAAAAGUAUGGAGACAUGCUAUCAGCCUGGCUGGAGGGUCUAGACCGAAGUGGGACAGGAAAAGUCACAGCUGAAGACGUACAGAGAUGCGUCGAUGAGCUCGGUUUGGAUAUGAAUGGAAAGAAGCUGCUUGGAAUGUUCGUGAGUGUCCCCGGCGCGCCACACAUGCUUCUAGUGGAUUUUGAUCCCAAGGCACAUGUCAGGUGGCUGACAGAGUCGGUCGUUCCAGGUGAUGCUGAUGAUACUGAAGCUGGUGGAUCUGGUGAGGAGGUGCGCACCGACAGAAAGAGAUUGGGGGUCAGUACGAAGGAUGCUCUCAUAGAUGCUCUAAUCAGUCGUUACGGGUCUGUCUUCAGAGCAUGGCGAGAGGUUUUGGACCCAGCUGGACGGGACCGGUUGAGCUGGGGAGAGUUCACCCAUGUUUUUCGCCGGUUGGGAUUGAGCGGUGACCUUCAGGGCCUUUGGAGUCAGCUUGACACUGAGCAGCUUGGCAUCAUCAGACUGGCGGACCUGGAUGAGGAUCUAGAUGCACUUUGGUCUGACAUGCGAGCUUCGUUCAAGCAGGAGCACGGGAAUAUGCUGAGAGCCUGGAUGAAGGGCGUCGAUGUCAAUGCGCAAGGCUAUGUAGGGCGCGACGACUUUGUCCAAGCCUGCAAGCAGGUUGGAUUUCUCAAAAAUGCCGAUGUGCUUUUUGACUUUAUGAGGCCACCAGGAGAAGGCUCUUUCCUGACCCUCCAAGACUUUGAUGCAAAGGCACACAAGGCGUUUAUGCGAAACGACUUCCGCAUGCUGGAUGAACCAGACCAACGAGGAGCUCCCUCACCCUUGGAGAUGACUCUUGAAGAGCGCACCGAAAAGGGGUUCUUCUUCAGGAUACGCAAAGGCUGGGAGACAUCGAAAUCUGCAGAGUUUGCAAUGCACUGCAAAGUGUACGUUCCUCCAAAGCAAGAAGAGGUGCACCCAGAAAGCUUUGUGAACCUGUGCAGCAGAAAGUAUGGAUCUAUGGUGGCAGCUUGGCGCUUUGGCAUAGAUCCAAAGGGCCGAGGGCAGCUGAACUUCAACGAGUUUUGCACAGCAGUACGCCGCCUUGGAUACAGAGGCAGUCUGAGGAAGCUGUGGGCAGAGAUUUGUCCGUCAGACAGCUAUGUCAUCAGACUGAAGGACAUUGUCAAGGAAAACGGUGACGCAGUGACGCUCUUCUUCGAAGCGAUCCAUGAAAGAUAUGAGGAUUUGGCCACGCUAUGGUCGGACCUUUUCAAGAAGGAUGAUGCAUAUUCAAGCGUGACGCUCGAUGACCUUAAGAAGGGAUGUAAGGAGUUAGAGAUUCCCGAAGAUAUGGUGGACAUGAUCUUCCAUAGCCUCCAGCCAACACCAGGUGUGAAAGAGACCCUAUUUCUCUGGGAUUUGGAUGACAUGUUCGUCACCACUCAAAGACUCUGGGAGCGGAAGAAACCAAAGCACCUUCGAAGGCCCGUGAAGCCAGUUGGUACCUCUUUGAUCGUUGCCAAAGAGACAAAUGAAGCUCGCAUCCGCGCACAGAAAGAAGCUGAAGCCAAAGAGCUUGGUGAGAGUCUGAUAGUGCAACAUGCUGCCACGCCCCAACUAGUUCGUCACGCACUGGAAAGGGACUUUGUCUCCACAGUUGCUUGCUGGAAUCUUGAGCUGGAUUGGCGAGGAAAAGGCACCAUCACUCGCUCCCAGUUCCUUGCCAUGAUGUACCGGUGUGGCAUUUGUGGAAAUUUGCAAAAACUGUGGGACGACUUCACACAAAAUCGAGGAGACGAAGCAUCUAUGAGCUUUAUGGAUCUGGAUCCUGAUGCCCAAGCGUUCUUGAAUGAAUGCCGUGGAGAGCUUCUUAAGAAAUACAAAACUUUGACGCAAGCAUGGCAUGAAGGCAUUGAUCCUGGACACCUGGAAAUCGUUGACCUGAAGGUGAACACCCUUUUCCACUAUCUCAUGGCAAGACAUGGCCAGCGUUCAAUCAGAAAAGAAAAUUGGCGAAUUCUUCUGACUGGCCUUCCUCCCUCUGAACGUCCUUCUGCUUGGGGGCAAGGCGACGAUGAUGACAGUUCACAUCUGAACACUGUGUUCCGGGAACAGGAGGAAACACGCCUUAUCGAUACUUUGGAUGGCUUCAAGAGGAUGCUUAAAGCAAAAUACGGAAGCUUCUUCGCAGCCUGGAAGCAUGCCUUAGACCGGGAACACAAUGGCUAUGUGAUGAAGCAGGACUUUUGCUUGACCUGUCGAUGCCUUGGGGUGAAAGAGGUAGCAUCGAUUUGGCGAGAAUUCCUGGAGUGCACUGACAAAAAGAACCUCAUCACGCUUGAGGUUCUGGAUACUGAGACAGCCGAAUGCUGGGCAGAGCUGUAUCGCUUGUUGUUGAAGGCCUCAAUUGGCGACACAUUGGCAGCUCCAGCAGCUCCAGUAUUGGAAGUGAAUGAGGCGCCCCAGGAUGAAGUUCCAAAAGAUGAUGGAGCUUCUCCAUCUUCACCUUUGCCAGAUGAACCUGGAGCAACAAAUUCGGUCCCCGCGAAUGCGGGCCCAGAGAAUGAACUGCAGAGGAGUGUGACCACUGUGACCACCACCCCUGAAAAGACGCCCAAUUUGAAGGAAGGAUGGCGAAGAGCUUUUGAUCCUCGAAACAUCCGCCGAGUUGAGAGGCCGCGUUUCUUUGAAGGGUGCAAGAAAUUGGGCUACUCAAAGGACCCUGGCAGAUUGUUUGAUCUUCUCCGACCAGAGCGUUUUCGGGAGUAUUUGGUCUAUGAGGAUCUGGUGACCGACUUGAACCCAAACAAAUUUGCGGUGAAAGCGAAUGUGAAGGACACUUAUCUGCCAAUGAAGUAUGUGGCCACUGAAGAAGAGGCAGUCUGUGGCGGACACCCCCGCGAAGCCCUCUUUUCUGCCUGUGGCUUGGGUCAAGUCAUCGCUUUCAGCCGGUUGCCGCUGCCAUGCAACCGGGGAGGCUUUCAUGGAGAGCAGCGACAGAUAUGCCGUGCACAAGAUUCGAAAAAGAAGGAUAGAAAAUUCUGGAAACUGCCCAAGCUCCCGAACCCUUUUAGGAAGCUUGGAAGAUUUGGACGUAUGCCUCGACUGAAACGCAGUUCUUGGUUUCUCUUGUCUAUGGUUGUCUUCUUUCUAUUGACGGUGCUUCGGCACAGGAGGGCGGAGAACAAGAUCCACGAGGUGACCAUCAGCUUUUUGUUAGAUAUCUUGGAGGAGCAGAAGUUUGGACCCCGACAGGCUAUUGUUGGAGCCUCCCAGUGUGUCCUCAUCCUUGAGGAUGGGACUCGCUAUUUGGCUCAUCUGCCAAAUGCAGUGUCUCCUGCAGUAGCAGAACUUUGGUCCGCACUACGAAAUGCAAAGGUGCAAAUUUUGGCUGAGCGCACUGGUGGCGUGUCCCAGCUAGCCGCAAGCAGCAUGAUCCUUUUCCUUUACUUGGCCAUAGUCUACACGAUGAUGCGUCGGAUGACAGGUGGUAAUGGUAAAGGAUGGCGAGAUGCGAGGCAGAAAGUCAUGGAGGCUCAAAAAGUGGCUGGCUCCAAUGCGAUGGUCACUCGCUUUGAUGACAUUGCCGGCAUCGAGCGAUCAAAGCUUCAGGUGAAGGAGGUAGUUGAAAUGCUCCGAUCACCAAGCAGGUAUGCAGCCCUUGGUGCGAGUGUACCGCGAGGGGUGCUUCUUGCUGGACCUCCCGGAUCCGGCAAGACAUUGCUCGCGCGAGCCUGCGCAGCUGAGGCUGGGGUGGCAUUUCUGAACGUCGCAGCAACAGAGUUUGUGGAACUCUUUGUUGGCCGUGGUGCAGCUCGUGUUCGGCAGCUCUUCGAGCGAGCAAGAAAGAUGGCACCAUGCAUCGUUUUCAUAGAUGAGAUCGAUGCCCUCCGUGCUCGCUCCAGUGAUCCCCUGAGACUAGGGGGUGGCAACCAGGAGGCUGAGUCUACAUUGAACCAGCUCCUCACCUGCAUGGAUGGUCUUGUGACUCGAGAAUCUGGACGUCCCGUGGUUGUGAUCGCGGCCACAAACAGACCAGAGGUUCUCGAUGAAGCCCUGCUUCGGCCGGGUCGAUUUGAUCGAGUGGUGCAGGUUGACCUCCCUGAUGCCGAAGGUAGACUGGACAUCCUCAAAGUGCACUUGCGCCUGAGACAGGUCCCGCUCUCCGAAGAAGUUACAGAGAGCUCGCUGAGCGAGAUAGCAGCGAGGUGUGAUGGAUUCCCUGGUGCUGCCUUGGAAGCCAUGGUGAACGAGGCAUAUGCCUAUUUCUAUCACAAUUUCGAAGCUCACAACCUCGCGAUAGACCAUGAUCCAGAUUACAAACAGUCAGCGACACCACUCUUGUUGGAAAAUGGCCCUGGAUGGUCGCUGAGCAAAUCGGAUUGCGCUCUCAUUUUUGGUAGGAUGCCUCCCAAGUUGAAUCGCCAGAAGACCAUCGAACAGCAAUACCAGAAACUCUCCCAGUUGGAGCACAUUCUUCUGAGACCGGACUCCUAUGUUGGAUCCGUGGAGUUUCAGAAAGAGUGGCAGUGGGUUUACAAUGAGAAGGAUGGAUCAGUGGAGCAAAAGAACCUCCAGUAUGUGCCAGGACUCUACAAAAUUUUUGAUGAAAUCUUAGUGAAUGCCGCGGACAACUUCGUUCGGGACAACUCUCAGACCUAUGUGAAGGUCACCAUCAAUGAGAAAGAGGGUUUUGUGACGAUAGAGAACAAUGGCCAUGGGUUGCCGGUGGAGGAGCACAAGGAGCAUCAGAUGUAUGUACCGGAGCUUGUGUUUGGACAUUUGUUGACCAGCGACAACUACGAUGACAGUGAGAAGAAGGUCACAGGUGGUCGAAACGGUUAUGGUGCGAAGCUCACAAACAUUUUCUCCAAAAAGUUUGAAAUUGAGUGUGGAGAUUCGGAACGCAAGAAGAAAUACCAUCAAAUGUGGGAGGGCAAUAUGCAGACAAAGCAAAAGCCGAAGAUCACUUCACACUCUGGGGAAAGCUUCACUAAGAUCAGUUUCUGGCCAGACCUUGUACGCUUCGGUAUGAAGAAACUGGACAAGGACAUUGUGGGGCUGAUGUCCCGACGAGUAGUAGAUCUUGCAGGGACAACUCCAGCAAAGUGCAAGGUUUUCCUCAAUGGCAAGAGGCUUGACGUCAAUAGCUUCAAAGACUACAUCCAGCUCUACACUGGAACUGAAGAUGUGCAGAUAGUUCACGAGAAGUGCCAUGAGAGAUGGGAGGUUGCUAUGACGGUCUCGGACGGACAGUUUCAGCAGGUGUCCUUCGUGAACAACAUUGCGACCCCGAAAGGUGGCACGCACGUCGUCCAUGUAGCUGACCAACUCGUGGAGGCCAUCACUGCCAAAGUCAACAAGCAAAACAAGGGCGGCAUGGAAAUCAAGCCGUACCAUGUCAGAAACUACCUGUGGAUCUUCGUGAACGCACAGAUUGAAAACCCAUCUUUUGACUCGCAAACCAAAGAAACACUGACGCUGAAAGCUGCCAAAUUUGGGUCGAGCUGCCAGAUCCCUGACAAGAUGAUUGAGAAAGUGCUCAAAACUGGCAUAGUUGACAUGGUUCUGCAGUGGGCCAGAGCAAAAGAGGAGAUAGAUCUUGGGAAGACCAUGAAAGGUGGCUCCAGCGCCCCAAACAAGAAAACCAAGCGCCUUCUCAACAUUCCCAAGCUUGAGGACGCCAAUUUAGCAGGUGGUCGAGAUGGCCGUGAGUGCACUUUGAUCCUCACAGAGGGAGACAGUGCCAAGUCCCUGGCAGUCGCAGGCUUGGGAGUCAUUGGAAGAGACCGCUAUGGUGUGUUCCCACUGAGAGGGAAGAUCCUCAAUGUACGUGAUGCAACAUUUGCUCAAACUAUGAGCAACGCAGAGAUUGCCAACAUCACCAAAAUCAUUGGCUUGGAGCCAAAAAAGGAGUACCACUCUGCAAACUCCCUGCGAUAUGGUUCCAUCAUGGUGAUGACAGACCAAGAUUACGAUGGAUCCCACAUCAAGGGUCUUAUUCUGAACUUUUUUCAGCAUUGGUGGCCGUCCCUGUUCAAGCUGCCGGGCUUCAUGACUGAGUUCGUGACUCCAAUCGUCAAGGUCAGCCGACGGGGCACAAUGCAGCAGUUUUUUACGGUGCAGGAAUACGAGCAAUGGAAGGCCCAGAACAGCAAUGGGAAAGGUUGGCAUUUGAAGUACUACAAAGGCCUCGGAACAUCAACAACUGCAGAAGCCAAAGAAUAUUUUAGCAACAUCAACGAGCACAGCCUUUCCUUUCAAUACACUGGCGAGAACGAUGAUGAGUCCUUUGAUAUGGCAUUCAACAAGAAAAGAGCAGAUGACCGAAAGGAAUGGAUCAACGAAGCUGAUGAUGAGGAGUUUGUUGACCACUCAAAGGACUCCGUCACCUACUCAGACUUUGUGAACAAGGAGUUGGUGCAGUUUGCGAAGUACGAUGUCCUUCGUGCGAUUCCAUCACUCAUUGAUGGUUUCAAGCCGGUGCAGAGGAAGAUCAUGUGGGCGGCAUUCAAGCGCAACCUCAAAAAUGACACAAAAGUGGCGCAAUUUGCAGGAUACGUGUCGGAGAACGCGGCAUAUCACCAUGGUGAGAGUUCUCUUCAAGGUGCCAUCGUUGGCUUAGCGCAGAACUUUGUUGGUGCCAACAACGUGAGCUUCUUGUUCCCUGCUGGUCAAUUUGGCACUCGCAUUCAAGGGGGCAAAGAUGCAGCAAGUGCUCGUUACAUUUACACUCGACUAGAGAGGAUAACAAGACUCCUUUUUCAUCCAUCUGAUGACGCCUUGCUGGAGUUCCAGGUCGAAGAGGGACAGCGAAUCGAGCCGAAAUGGUACAUUCCCGUCAUCCCAACGCUUUUGAUGAAUGGUGCGGAAGGAAUUGGCACUGGCUGGUCGACCUCCCUGCCAAAUUACCAUCCCCGCGACAUCAUUGCGAACCUGAAGAGGUAUAUUCGAUGCGAGCCUUUGCAGGAGAUGUGCCCAUGGUAUGCUGGUUUCAAGGGCAGCCUGGUCCUGUCACCAGAGAAAGUUGGCUACGAAUCUGUGGGAGUCAUUGAAAAGCGGGGACCUACAACGUUGGAGAUCACAGAGCUUCCAAUCAAGAAGUGGACGGAGGACUACAAGGUGUCUGUGUUGCAGGCUAUGCUGUCAACCGAAGGGCCUGGAAGUGGGCAGAUUGAGGAUUUCAAGGAGUGGCACACAGAGGCGACAGUCCACUUCACCAUCACUGUGACAGAGGAGCAAAUGGCAGCUCAUGAGUACAUAGGAUUGGAGAAAUCCUUCAAGCUGCGCAGUGCUUUGUCGACCAACAACAUGAUAUUCUUCGACAAGGAUGGCAAAAUCAAGAAAUAUGCCGAUGAGCGGCAAAUCAUCGAAGAAUUUGCUGAGCUGCGCCUUGAGUACUACCACAAGAGAAAAGCCCAUCUCGUGAGAAUUCUGCAGAUACAAGCUGAGAUUCUGGCAGCCAAAGCUCGGUUUGUACAGGAGGUCAUUGACGAGAAGUUGAAAGUGAAGAACAGAAAGAAGGAUGUUUUGAUUGAGGACCUGCGAAAGCAUGGCUUCAAAACCAUGCAAGAAAUUACAGAAGGAGAAAGUGUAGAAGUAGAGGGAGGUCAAGGAGGACGAGGUUGGGAGUAUCUUCUGGGAAUGCCUUUGUGGUCACUUACAGCGGAAAGAGUAGCGACCCUGUUGGCACAACUGAAAGACAAGCAGGCAGAGUUGCAAGACUUGCAGUGUACUGCACCGGAGGAGAUGUGGGAGGCGGACCUCAAUGCAAUACUUGUUGAGCUCUCAAACUUGGACUCGAGAGCGAAAACAGCAGUGGCAGAGGAGAAGGCCGCACAAAAACGCGCAGCUGCCACAUUGGCGCUUUCGUCCAAAAAGUCAAAAAGUAGCAGUACAACGUCAUUGACAACACCGGUCCUCCACCCUGGACAAAUCUCGCCAUUGCUGCUUGGGGAGAUGCAGGAGCGUCAGCUGAAGACCACCUUGGCAGAGUUUCCGGGUUUGUUCGAUGACAUGGUACCGACGAAGCCACCACCUCCUCCUGGCUUGCAAAAGCUUUCGAGCAAAGCUGGCAAAGCCCUUGACGGUGAUGCAGCUGCUACUACGGAGGAGUCAGUGAAACCAAGGGCAAAGGCGUUCUUUGCCAAGAAGGUGCAAGCAAAGGCCAAGGCAAAAGGAAAGUCGGCCAAAGGCUCCAAAGCCGCCAAGGCCAAAGGUCGAGGCAGAGGAAGCACCGCUGGGCGCCGUGGACGAAAGUCUCCACUGUCAUGGGUGGAGGAAUGA